AUGGGCUUGAAGCGGACUGUGGCCGAUUGCGCCUGGGUUCCUCUCGUCUCGCACCUUGACGCGAAUAAUCUCAUUCGGCGUAUCAAUUCUUCCCUGAAGAUGUCCGUUCUGGACGCCGUAUGCAAUGCGACAUUCAUACCAGUCCUGUCCAACCCGAAUACUUACCCUUCAAGGGUGACAUUUAUUUCUGCCUUGACGAAGUUCGAUUAUAAUCCGUUAUGCACCGCCACGUGCAGGCCAUUCCUGCCCGCAUUUCUGUGUUAUUUUGAGCGACGGUUUUUUCUCCUGUAAAGUUAAUCCAACCAUUUUUAGUCUUUGAGUGGAGUUUAUUCACUGCUCGCUCAUCAUUUUUCUUAACGGACUACUAAUUCGGAAACUAUAAAUUGCAUAUUGUACAGAUUUUGCCUACCUCCUCUAAAAUUCAUAUGAACAUUAAUUUUUACUUGCCUUGCUGGGACCCGGACGGGUCUUUAAUAAAAAUUAUCUGUUUAGUUAUUUAUCUGUAAGAACUAUACUUAGGAUGUUGGAUAUGAAAAAGGUAGGCUGUUGUGAAAAAGCGGAUUUCCAAGGAUGCUUUGAUUGAGUGAUGUGCUAAAGAAAGGGAACUGUGCGACUCUUGGAGGAUAUGACGAUGCGUAUGGCGGAGUUUGAGUGCAUGGAUUAGUGUAUAUGGUUGAGUGUGCGUAUGGAGGGGUGGAUUCACUAGGUGGUAAAUGUAUCUAAACGGGUUUGAUUUGGGAAAGUAAGCUUAAGUAAUUUGUGGGUAGUUAUUAGGUGCUAAAAAGUUUGAAAUGUUAGAGUUGCUUGGCUUCUUCGUAUGCCAUGCAGGUGAAUUUUGGGGAGUAGAGGUGCUGUUGUAGAAGCUUAUUUUUUUCUAGUUGGGGUUUGGAGAACCCCUAUUUCUUAGGUCUACAUAUUUAGGGCGUUUUGAUUGUGCUGGUGUACUUAGUAAGGCAUUUUGGUUUGUAAGUCUUGUUUGGCGGUCAGUUCCUUCCACUGGUUAAUCGUUUGUGGGCGUUGUAGUAAAACUUAUACCGCUAUCAGGCGGUGUCACGUGACUGGAACCAGGAUCUACGCCUUUGUCCUGUUCUGGUUGAGUGCGGGCACCUUGAUGUGCCUCCUUUUUUGUUUCCGCCUACCAAUCCUAACGGCUUCUGCAGUUACGCGUUCCUUAUCAUGGGUAUUAGGGUCAGAUGCACUAGCUGGAGGUUGAUCUAGGGGGUGGUAUGUUUAUCACUAUGUCCGGGUUGGGCUGUGCACUUUUUUAUUGGUGCCAGAAUUAGAAGCACUUGCUAGAUGAUCAAUUGAUGAAGCGAAGUGCUAAUUAACGUGUUUACAUCCAGCGUCCUUUGCCGAAAGUUUACGUCUUUGCAUGGGUGUUAAGUCUGGACCUAUGACUGAGCUUGGGUUUCACAGUUUUCUAUUUAAUUCAGAAAUUUGUUGGAUUAUCUAGACCUUUGUCCGUGAGUAAAAUGCAACUAGUAUGCGUUUAUUUUUGCCUCUCGAGUGAAAUCUUUUGAUUGUGGCUAUGCGGAUGUUAAGGCAACACGAGUGUUUAAGUUGUUAAAUUGAUGGUGUUGGGUUAGCCGUGUGAAGUAUAUCAGGGAUAAUUUAAUGGAAGCUGUGUUUAGAUCUGUCUGCGGCUUCUGAGGAUACCAAGUGUAUGAUCGAUUCUAUUUGUGGAAACAUUACACCACCCCCGUCGUACCCGCUAACAUUUUUCACUAAGAGCCUGGUCGAGGCAUCACAUAAAGCCGCUCUUAUGCGAGCAGCGGUUGAUAACACUAAGCCGUCGCACUGGACUCGCCUUCCCGCACGAACCCUAUCUUAUCUACGAUGGGCUUAGAAACCCUUGUAUAUCUGUCGUCCUAUUCUUACCGUAAUAUAUUCCUGUCGGGGAAACGGCCGUUUAAAAGAGCAUGGCAUUCAUAUCUACGAUAGGACACAGUUCCAUCUCCGUCCUUCGAGGCAACGACAUGGCGUUGGUAACCAGAUUGACUACAGUCUCCUCUCCGCCAAACAGAUGUUUAUGCUUGACUAAAACGAUUUUCGGCAGAUAUCCCACUAUUGUGUGCACGUACUUGCCACUGCACUCUUAAAUCACCUUUCCUUCUUCCAACAAUCCUUUACUUUGGCCUUACCAAUCUGCUGAUGGUUUAUAUUAACAGUUAUACUGUCAAGCUCCAAACUUACUGAUUAAAUGGAGAGAUUAAGUGUUGGGAUUUUUAAGGCGAUCAAAGUAGUCAGAGGGGAAAGCCGCAAAAUGCUGUUGGUCUAUACUUGGACUGUAUUCGCUGAUCAGGUUACGGGACACGUUCGUCCCGUUGUGUCUUGGGGGUCAACAUAGCGUCUUCGCAGGUAGUCACAGCGGUCAGUACCGACAAAGGCAAGGGAGACUGAGAUGAAUUUUCUGACUUAUUAGCCGUUGUCGGUCAGCCUUACCCAACCCCAAAUUAGCACGACCUGAUAUUCGAACUCACGUUCUUUGGUCAUCUAGCGUUAUUAGGUCAAACGCUCUAAUAUUGAGCCACAAGCUCAUUUUCCCUCCGGUUGCGAUCGGGAAUAGUAACAGUGGGGAAGCUGCAUUCACUGAUCGAAUCUCGGGUCCUGUAAACUUGGAUUUUGGCAAGACCGGCUGACAACGACUAAUAAGCCAGAAAUGGCCGUCCCCAAUCUCCAUUGUUUUGUCGUUACUUCCUUAUGCAUAUACCAUUUGUCGUUUUAAGACUGCCUGCGAGAGCUCUAGAGUGAACCCUUAGACGCAACGAGACGAGGAUGUUUCGUUACCUGAUCACGACUGACAGGACAGCAGGCCCAUGACUCGAGGAUAAAGCGUUGAACUCAAUAAGAACUUACAAUAGAAUAGAAGGAGACCAACAGCACCCAAGAGGUGUUAUAAUAAGCCUAUUCUAUUCUAUCCCAUAGUAUCUGAUGACCGAAGAACACGGGCCCGAAUUUUAGGUCCCACAAACCUGGAACUGGGUGAGGUUAGUUGAUGAUGAGCAAUAAGUCGGAAAUGGAUGCUCCAAUCUACUCUGUCGUUGUCGAUUUACCCGUUCGGAAGAUGUUGGCUUAUUUACCGCAGGAGUGGUCACGGACCUGUCGUUCUAGUUAAGUCCGGUCUGCUUGAUGCAAAGGACCUUGAUAGAUGGUUAACAUACUUGUCUGGUUUAUGAUGGCCAUUUUUGUCAAAAUUCCUCGGCAUUUAUCCACAGUUUUUGGUGCGCGGUGUUGUCCUUUUCUGUCACUGGUGCUCCUUUUUGCCAUGUCCAUCCGCAUGUUCUAUUAGUCGUAAAUUUUCGUCAGAUUUUCCUCGGUAUUUAUUAUUUAGCCGUACCCUCUUAUUUUGUAGUCCACGGAUCCUCAAAUACGCCAAAAAGUUGAACUCUUGACCUACCGAGCUUAUAUAGCUCAACGAAAAUACAAUGUUGUUAUAAAUGAAAUAACGGAAAAUCACGAAGUUCUAAGCUACAGACUGGUUCGUCUUUUGGCCGGACUACAAUCCGGCAUAGUUUCCAAGUAAGUAAUCAGUUUUUCCUUCUAAAGGUACACAACUUUAGAGAAAAGAUACUCGAAGACUUAUCCUCUAACGUUUCGGAUGAUCUGCUCGCAAGCGAUGAGACUUCCCUCAUUAUUGCGGCGACCAUCUACAUGUACCUUGCCGUAAGGUUGCGUGUUAUGAUUUGCCAAUUUCCUUAUUAAGAUGCCGGAGAAGGCCCUUCGUGUUCUCCAUCGAGGAUCUACCCUUUUUUGGUAA
This is a messenger RNA of Spirometra erinaceieuropaei, 3757 nucleotides long. The record is from the annotation of a GenBank genome assembly. Lineage: Eukaryota; Metazoa; Platyhelminthes; Cestoda; Diphyllobothriidea; Diphyllobothriidae.